AUGGCCGUCGGAUCUAUCCCCACGGCAGUGCAGUCAAAAAGCGUGAAAUUCGCUAUCGACCGAGGUGGUACAUUCACAGAUGUCUUCGCUGCUGUACCGGGGCGAGAAGACAUAGUUCUUAAGCUUCUAUCCGUCGACCCCAGUAGUUAUGAUGAUGCACCAGCAGAAGGUAUUCGCCGAGUCCUAGAGACUAUCUCCGGCAAGUCGAUUCCCAGAGGAGCUCCAAUUCCCAAGGACCUGAUCCAUUCUAUUCGAAUGGGAACAACAGUCGCUACAAAUGCGUUGUUGGAACGAAAAGGAACAAGACAUGCGUUCGUUGUCAAUCAAGGCUUCGGCGACUUAUUAGAAAUUGGGUACCAGUCUAGACCAAAGUUGUUUGAGCUUGGUAUAAAAAAGCCGGAGUUACUUUACGAGACAGUAGUUGAGGUAUCUGAGCGCAUCACAGUUGAAGAAUUCGACGAAGAUGUCGCAAGAGAUAGUCGCCCGCCACUCCAGGAGAUCCCUGGUGUCCUAGUAAAAGGUAUCACCGGCGAUAUAUUGCGUAUCAUCCGUCCCUUGAAUGAAACAGAAGUACGAGAAAAGCUAGCAAAGAUCAAAGCAGAAGGUAUAGAGACACUUGCUAUUUGCUUAGCGCACUCGUAUCUCUACCCGAACCACGAGAAUCGUAUCGCGGAAAUCGCCAAGGAGAUGGGCUUUUCUCACAUCUCGACAUCUUCUUCAGUCGGUGCGAAUAUGAUCAAGAUGAUCUCGCGUGGCAGCUCUGCUUCUGCUGACGCAUACCUCACACCAGAGAUUAUCCGCUACGUAUCUGGCUUCGCAAAGGUCUUUGCUGACGGGAACCUCGACGGCGUCUCGUGCGAGUUUAUGCAAUCAGAUGGUGGGCUGGUAAGCCACAAGAACUUCAACGGAUUAAAAGGCAUUCUUAGUGGUCCUGCUGGAGGCGUAGUUGGCCAUGCUAGAACGUCGUUUGAUGGAACCUCUCCAAUCGUCGGCUUCGACAUGGGUGGUACGAGUACGGAUGUCUCUCGUUAUGGAGGCUCUUUCGAGCACAUUUUCGAGACGACGACUGCUGGAGUCUCAAUCCAAUCCCCGCAACUCGAUAUUAACACGGUGGCUGCUGGUGGCGGUUCUAUGUUAUUCUGGAGAGAUGGGUUAUUCAAAGUCGGACCUGAUAGCGCAGGCGCUCACCCAGGACCGGCUUCGUAUCGGAAAGGAGGACCACUUACGGUUACUGACGCAAACCUAUUCCUCGGGCGAUUAAUACCCGAUUAUUUCCCUAAGAUCUUCGGUCCAAGUGAGGAUCUUUCACUUGAUAUCGAUAUCGUGGUGCAGAAGUUCGAGGAGCUCACAGCACAGAUAAAUGCGGACACUGGACGUUCGAUGACCCCUCUCGAGGUUGCUCACGGCUUUAUCGACGUAGCAAAUGAGUCUAUGAGCCGCCCUAUUCGUGCGCUUACAGAGGCAAAAGGCUUCGAAACCCAGCAACACGCACUUGCAACUUUUGGCGGUGCCGGCGGCCAACAUGCUUGUGAAAUUGCAAAGAAGUUGGGUAUCAAAAGGAUAGUGAUCCACAAAUACUCUAGUAUUCUUUCGGCGUACGGUAUGGCGUUGGCGGAAGUUGUUCAGGAGGCACAAGAGCCGAGCUCUGAAAUUUUGUCCGAAGAAUCCCUAGGUCGGCUGAUGGUCCGGAUGCAGGACCUCAAAGCGAAGGUUACCGAAGGGCUCCUUGUCCAAGGAAUUCAAGAAACGGCUAUCGAACAUGAACAGUACCUAAACUUGAGGUAUCAAGGCACUGAUACUAAUUUCAUGAUAUUGGCUCCUGUUGAUGGGGACUGGCGAGUGGCACUCGAAAAGGAACAUCUAAGAGAGCUAUCAUUCGUUUUCCCUCAUGAUAAGAAAGUCCACAUUGACGACGUGCGAGUUCGGGGUGUUGGAAAAAGCACUGAAGUUAGCCAUGACAACUCAAAGCUGGUGAAGGAGUUGAAGUCUAAUUUCUCAGAAGUUAAGGGGGGUGAAGACAGAACAACGCAAGCCUACUUUGCAGAAGGCGGACUGCAACCAACGAAAGUCUUCCGACUCAAUUCAAUAGUUCCGGGUAGCAUUGUAACCGGUCCGGCAAUAAUCAUCGACAACACCCAAACUAUAGUAGUCGUUCCAGGAUCCCAAGCACGAGUCCUGACUUCUCACGUUGUCAUCAACCUAAUUGAUGAAAAGCCCCAGCAGUCCCAAGAAGAGCAGGAGCUAGUAGUUGAUCCUAUCAAGCUCAGCAUCUUUGGACACCGAUUCAUGAGCAUCGCGGAGCAGAUGGGAAGGGCACUUCAAAAGACUAGUGUUUCUAUCAAUAUCAAGGAACGGUUGGAUUUUUCAUGCGCCAUCUUCAGCCCGGAUGGCCAACUCGUUGCUAAUGCGCCUCAUGUUCCCGUUCAUUUGGGAAGCAUGUCGUAUGCCGUUAAGUAUCAACAUAAUCUCCAUAAAGGCAAUCUCCGCCCGGGAGACGUGCUAGUUACUAACCAUCCGGAGGCUGGCGGUACUCACCUUCCAGAUAUUACUGUCAUCACUCCUGUGUUCGAUACAGAUGGGGAGACAAUUUGCUUCUACACAGCCUCGCGUGGUCAUCAUCUAGAUAUUGGUGGGUACCGUGGAAAUUCUAUGCCACCCGACUCAACCGAGCUAUGGCAAGAAGGCGCUGCUAUCAAGUCUUUCUUCCUGGUCCGUGAUAACUAUUUCGAUGAAGAUGGCAUUGUUAAGAUCCUCCUUGAGCCUGGGAAAUAUCCCAAUUCUAGCGGCUCGAGACGAUUGCCUGACAACUUGUCAGACCUCAAGGCACAAGUGGCCGCAAACACUAAAGGAAGCAAUCUCAUCAAGGCCUUAAUGGAAGAAUAUGGCAAACACACUGUCCAUUUUUACAUGACCAAGAUCCAAGAAAACGCUGAGGUCUCCGUUCGCAACUAUCUCAAGUCAGCAUACAAGAGAUACGGAUCAAAGCCGCUCAAGGCAAAGCAAUUCUUAGAUAAUGGGUCUAUGAUGAAAGUCUCAAUAACCAUCGACGAGAGCGGAUUCGGCACCUUCGAUUUCACGGGCACGUCCUGCGAGAUGUUAUCAAAUAUGAACGCGCCUCCGGCUAUUACUUACUCGGCGUUAAUCUACACCCUCCGACUCCUGAUCGGUUCUGAUAUCCCGCUAAAUCAGGGAUGUCUUGCACCCACCAAAGUCAUCCUUCCGAAAAAUUGCUUCCUGAACCCUUCGUCUGGACCAGCUGUCUGCUGCGGAAACACCCUUACUUCGCAACGGUUAGUCGAUCUCCUUCUCAACGCCUUCCGCGCAGCAUCCGGAUCCCAGGGCUGCAUGAAUUGCUUCGGCUUCUUCGGCAACUGCCACACCGACUCAGGAGAGACGCAAUCCGGAUUUGGAUUCAGCUACGGAGAGACGAUCUGCGGCGGCGAGGGUGCAGGUCCGACGUGGCACGGCGCGUCGGCUGUACAGAUACACAUGACCAACACGCGGACUACCGAUGUUGAAAUCAUCGAGAAACGGUACCCUGUUCUAGUGCGUGAGUUCUCGAUCCGGAAAGGGAGUGGCGGCCGCGGGAAAUUCAACGGUGGAUGUGGCAUCGUCCGGGAUUGGGAGUGUCGCCAUCCGCUUACGUUUGGCCUGAUCACGGAGCGUAGAGUCCAUAGGCCGUAUGCGAUGAUGGGCGGUGAGCCAGGCGCAUGCGGUGCGAAUUACUGGGUCCAGAGGCUGGAGGAUGGGAGUGAGCGGUGGAUAAAUAUUGGGUCGAGGGGGCAGGUUGAUAUGAAGGGGGGGGAUAGGUGUGUUAUACAUACCCCUGGAGGAGGUGGCUGGGGUGUACCGGAGGGUGUUGGGGAGGAGGAAGAUGAUGAUUGGGUUGAUGGGGGUAUUGGAGUGGUGAAUGGGAUAAGCGGGACUAAUGGGGAGGUUAAAGUUGUGUAUCCGAGAGCGGCGGGAAGCUUUCACUCGUUUGCGGCAGCGCAAGAGGCGUCGUCUUGA
Messenger RNA from Daldinia childiae, 4008 nucleotides. RefSeq lists its product as uncharacterized. The transcript has 8 exons. Bases 1 to 4008 code for a protein of 1335 amino acids. Gene Ontology annotation, cellular component: cytosol. Gene Ontology annotation, molecular function: 5-oxoprolinase (ATP-hydrolyzing) activity. Lineage: Eukaryota; Fungi; Ascomycota; Sordariomycetes; Xylariales; Hypoxylaceae. Gene Ontology annotation, biological process: glutathione metabolic process. The record is from RefSeq and is a predicted model, not a curated record.